AUGCUGCAGCUUGGGCCAACGGGUAUCGUGACUCAUGCCAAGUCGACCAUUCUUGCAUACAUCAACAUGAUCUACGAAGCUCUUGGCAAGCGACUUCUACGCUACAAGCUCAUGAGUCCCGAGGAGGCCGCUAUUUUGGGUCGUGGACUUGUGUUGGCUGCUGAGUUACAGAACCAACAUCGAUGUAAGGAUCAUAUCAACCUUAAGAUGCAACUGGCAGAUGCAUAUCUGGAAUCGGGCAAGUAUAUUGAAGCACGUAGAACGGCAGAAGAGAUCAAAGAUGCCGAGUACAAGAGCGAGAGGAUGAUGCCAUCGUUGUAUAUGCUGUUAUCAAGGAUUGAUGAAGCGGAAAGGGGGGCAGAGGGUGCUAUUGAGUCAGCACUGAGAUCUGUGGUGAUGAGUAUGGAAGUCUUUGGAAAAUGGUCUGACUGGACUGUGAACUCGUUGGAUUUCUACUACAAAGUUCUCAAGCGUGCUGGGAGGGUUGAUGAGGCAAUGAGAGUGGUUCAAGACCGUGACUUGGCAAUUGAGAAGUUGUGUGACAAGUUGGAAGAUUCUGGCAUCACAGUCUCGGACUGA
This is a messenger RNA of Fusarium odoratissimum NRRL 54006, 579 nucleotides long. RefSeq lists its product as uncharacterized. The record is from RefSeq and is a predicted model, not a curated record. The coding region runs from base 1 to 579 and encodes 192 amino acids. Lineage: Eukaryota; Fungi; Ascomycota; Sordariomycetes; Hypocreales; Nectriaceae. The transcript has 2 exons.